Molecule: messenger RNA, 8938 nt
Organism: Oncorhynchus gorbuscha (pink salmon)
Lineage: Eukaryota; Metazoa; Chordata; Actinopteri; Salmoniformes; Salmonidae
Product: 1-phosphatidylinositol 4,5-bisphosphate phosphodiesterase beta-1-like
Exons: 34
Coding region: 227-3949 (1240 amino acids)
Biological process (GO): lipid catabolic process; memory; phosphatidylinositol-mediated signaling
Cellular component (GO): cytoplasm; nuclear speck
Molecular function (GO): phosphatidylinositol-4,5-bisphosphate phospholipase C activity; calmodulin binding; calcium ion binding
Source: RefSeq, a predicted model, not a curated record
CAGCGGACUUCACUCGGUCCCUCCGCUGCGCCUGGAGCUUCAAAGCAAAGACCCGCUAACCCAUGCGGGGAUUAGAUUACUACCAACACUAGUGGGGUUUUGGUCAGCCUACAGUUCUUCUCAGCAGACGGGUAAUUUCGUUUAGGAAAGAAGGCGAAAGGGAGAGAAAGGGCGAAGGAAUUAAAACCGUUUCUUCUGCUGUCGGUUGAGGAGAGUAGAUGAGUCAAUGGCCGGAGCUCAGCCAGGAGUUCACGCGCUGCAGCUCAAGCCCGUGUUUGUGAGCGAGAGCCUGAGAAAUGGCAACAAAUUUAUGAAAUGGGAUGAUGACUCUACUACGGUGACCCCUGUGACCUUACGAGUCGACCCCCAGGGAUACUUCCUGUACUGGACUGACCAGAACAAGGACACUGAUCUCCUGGACAUUGCCUACAUCAAGGACGCCAGGAAUGGAAAAUGCACAAAAACGCCAAAGGACAUGAAGCUGCGAGAGCUUCUGGACGUGAGCACCCUGGUGGGGAAGAUGGAGAACAGGAUGCUGACGGUGGUGAGCGGACCAGACAUGGUCAACAUCACAUAUCUCAACUUCAUGGCCUUCCAGGAGGACAUCGCCAAGGAGUGGGCAGAAGAGUUGUUUGGCCUGGCAUCUAACCUACUGGCCCAGAACAUGUCCAGAGAAGCAUGCCUGGAGAAAGCAUACACACGACUGAAGCUACAGCUCAACUCUGAGGGAUGCAUCCCUGUCAAGAAUAUCUUCAGGAUGUUCUCAGCAGACAGGAAACGAGUAGAGACAGCUCUGGAGAACUGCAACCUCCCUUCUGGGCGGAGUGAUUGUAUCCCACAAGAAGACUUCACUCCAGAGCUCUACAAAGUAUUCCUCACCAACAUCUGUCCUCGACCAGAAAUAGACAAUAUCUUCUCUGAAAUUGGAGCUAAAAGCAAACCCUACCUGACAGUGGAGCAGCUGACUGACUUUAUAAACGUCCGACAGAGAGACCCUCGUCUCAACGAGAUCCUCUACCCUCCUCUCAAACCUGAACAGGUUCAGAGCCUGCUGGACAAGUAUGAACUCAAUGAAAUGCUGGCGCAGAAAGGUCAGAUCUCGGUAGACGGCUUUGCCAAGUACCUGAGUAGUGAAGAAAACAGCAUUAUCCCCCCAGAGAAGCUGGACCAGAGUGAAGACAUGACCCUACCACUGCCUCAUUACUUCAUCAACUCCUCCCACAACACAUACCUCACAGCGGGUCAGCUGGCAGGUAACUCGUCGGUAGAGAUGUAUCGACAGGUCCUCCUGUCAGGUUGUCGCUGUAUCGAGCUGGACUGCUGGAAGGGACGCACCACUGAAGAAGAACCUGUCAUCACACAUGGAUUCACCAUGACAACUGAAAUCUCCUUCAAGGAAGUGAUUGAGGCCAUAGCAGAGUGUGCCUUCAAGACCUCCCCUUUCCCUGUCAUCCUUUCCUUUGAGAACCACGUGGACUCGCCCAAGCAGCAGGCCAAGAUGGCGGAGUACUGCAGGUCAAUAUUUGGAGACAUGUUACUGACCGACCCUCUGGAGAAGUACCCUUUGGAGACAGGGGUGCCCCUGCCCAGUCCAAUGGAUCUGAUGGGAAAGAUUCUGGUGAAGAACAAGAAGAAACACAUCAAGACAUCGAGUACCAAGAAGAAACUGUCAGAACAGGCCUCCAAUACCUACAGCGACUCAUCUAGUGUGCAUGAGCCCUCUUCUCCCAGCGCAGGGUCGACCAACCUGGAGAUGACCGAGUCCUCCCAGCCAAUAGAAGUCGCUGGGCUCAGCCUCAGAUCACAGGGAAGGAAGUCCAUUGGUGAAGUUGAGGCAGAGAGUGACGAUGAGGAUGAUGAUGACGAUGACUGUAAAAAGGGGUCCAUGGAUGAGGGUACAGCGGGCAGUGAGGCAUUUGCCACAGAAGAGAUGUCCAACCUGGUCAGUUAUGUCCAGCCAGUCAAAUUUAACUCCUUCGAGGCCUCCAAAAAGAUCAAUCGGAGCUAUCAGAUGUCAUCGUUUGUGGAGACCAAAGCCUUGGAGCAGCUCACUAAGUCACCUGUGGAGUUUGUUGAGUAUAACAAGCUGCAGCUGAGUCGUAUCUACCCUAAAGGCACCAGAGUAGACUCCUCCAACUAUAACCCUCAGCUCUUCUGGAAUGCAGGCUGUCAACUGGUGGCCCUGAACUUCCAGACCAUAGACCUGUCCAUGAUGUUGAACCUGGGUAUGUAUGAGUACAAUGGAAAGUGUGGUUACAGGCUGAAACCAGAGUUCAUGAGGCGACCAGACAAACACUUUGAUCCCUUCGCUGAGAGCACUGUGGACGGCAUCGUAGCCAACACAUUGUCUGUUAAGAUCAUCUCAGGCCAGUUCCUGACUGAUAAGAAGGUGGGGACAUAUGUGGAGAUAGACAUGUUUGGUCUGCCAGUGGACACCAGAAGGAAGGGUUUUAAGACCAAGACGUCUCAGGGCAACGCUGUCAACCCUGUCUGGGAGGAGGAGGCCUUUGUCCUCAAGAAGGUGGUACUGCCCACUCUGGCCUCGAUGAGGAUAUCUGUGUUUGAAGAUGGAGGGAAGUUCAUUGGCCAUCGCAUCAUUCCUGUGAAUGCCAUCCGCCCAGGUUAUCACUACAUUGGUCUGAGGAAUGAGAAGAACCAGGCUCUGACCCUCCCUGCUCUGUUUGUCUAUGUAGAGGUCAAGGACUAUGUCCCUGAUACAUUUGCAGAUGUCAUCGAGGCAUUGUCCAAUCCCAUCCGUUACGUCAACCUGAUGGAGCAGAGAGCCAAUCAACUGGCAGCUCUCACUUUGGAGGAGGGGGCAGAGGAGGAGGACAGCAGAGAGGUGGAGGCGGCUGGUGAUGACCCAAUGGAGCCUGACCCCCGGGUGACCUUGCCAGCAGAGAACGGGGUCAGCCACGUCCCCAUCAUCUCCUCCAAACCCCCCAGCCUGGUCAGCCACCAGCCACAGCCCACAGGUUCAGUGAAAAUUGCAGUGAAGACUGAGGACGUCAUUCAGAGUGUUCUCACAGAUAUGGAGGCCCAGACAGUAGAGGAGUUGAAGCAGCAGAAGGGCUUUGUGAGGGAGCAGAGGAAGCAGUAUAAAGAGAUGAAGGAGUUGAUAAGGAAACACCACCGUAAGACCAGCGAGCUGAUCAAGGAGCACACGGCCAGGGCUGCAGAGCUGCAGAACCAGCACCAGCGCAGGACCUCCGCGCUGCAGAAGAGCCACAAACGUGAUGGUAAGAAAAGGCGCACCAAGCAUUCCCUGUCGACCCUGGAGCAGGAGCUGUGUGUGUUGGACCAGGAGUCCAGUCAGAGACUGUCUGAGCUGAAGGAGAAGCAGCAACAACAGCUACUCACACUGAGACAGGAGCAGUAUUACAGUGAGAAGUACCAGAAGAAAGAACACAACAAAAUGCUGUUGGAGAAGUUGACAGCCAUAGCUGAGGAGUGUCAGAGUGCCCAGCUGAAGAAGAUCAGAGACAUCUGUGACAAGGAAAAGAAAGACGUGAAGAAGAAGAUGGACAAGAAAAGACAGGAGAAGAUUAAUGAAGCAAAGGCCAACAACAAGAACGUGACAGAGGAAGAGAAGCUGGAAAUCAACAGGUCAUUUGUCAAUGAGGUGGUGCAGUAUAUCAAACGGUUGGAGGAUGCUCAGAGUAAGAGAAUGGAGAGACUACUUGAGAAGCACAAGGACAUCAGACAACAGAUUGUGGAUGAGAAACCUAAGCUACAGAGUGAGCUGGACCAGGAGUACCAGGACAAGUUCAGACGGUUGCCUCUAGAGAUCCAGGAGUUCGUCCAUUACAGCAACAAGGCCAAGCUUAGCGACGACAGUCCCCAUGGCAACCUGUCUGUCUCCUCGACGACUGAGAGGCUCAACCACAAGUCACAGUCGGAGGACGAUACAGAAGACUCGUCGGAAAGAGUGUUUGACACGCCCCUUUAGGACAAAUCUGAAAUGCCACCCUAUUCCCUACUGUCUACAGUGUACCACUCUCAUAUAAGAGUAGUGCACUAUAGGCUGCCAUUUCAUACACAUCCAGAGUGUGAUAUUAGAGUAGUGCACUAUAGGCUACCAUUUCAGACACAUCCAGAGUGUGAUAUUAGAGUAGUGCACUAUAGGCUACCAUUUCAGACACAUCCAGAGUGUGAUAUUAGAGUAGUGCACUAUAGGCUACCAUUUCAGACACAUCCAGAGUGUGAUAUUAGAGUAGUGCACUAUAGGCUACCAUUUCAGACACAUCCAGGGUCUUUGAGACACCCCGUUAGAGACUAAACCCCUCCCUUUCCUCUGAUUGGACAGUUCUGGUUGGUCGUUCUGGCUCAAGGUGGAAAUUUCCACUCUAAGCACAGAUCUAGGAACAGAUUACCCUGCGCUCAAGCCUAACUUUAACCAGUAGGGGUUCAAACUGACCCUGGACCAGUAGUAGGGAGUACCUACUCUGUAGUUCUAUUCAGAUAUGUAAAUACUUGUUUUGUAUUUGUGUUUUGUUGUUUUCCCCUGAAGCGGUGUGGAUAUUUCGGUACAGGAUAUGGGUAUUUUUGACUAGGCACUAACUAUGCGCAGAAACAAAGUUACUUACUUGAACUAUUGCACAGACAGAAUACUAUCUUUUUUUAUGUUUUUAGUGUGUUCCUAUUUUUUAAACAAGAAAAAGUAUUAAGUGUUAGAUUAGGUUCUCACAAUGUUGACCAAGUGCAGGUCGGUCAAUGGUGCCAAUGUUUUGAUUUCACUGUGCACUUAGAUGGUAAUUUAUAGUAUCAUUAUGACAUUGGCACUGCAAUGUGAAGUGUUUGCACUUCACAUUGUCCCAAGUAAAGUAAAGGCAUGGUAAAUUGAACUUCUUGUCCAAACACUGUGGACACAAUCUUUAUUUAAAAUGAAGAAUCCCUCCUCGUAUAUUUUGCACUGAAGGCUUUCUACAGAACUAACUCUUCUAUUCUCUUCUAACCCCCAAGCACUGAAGGCUUUCUACAGAACUAACUCUUCUAUUCUCUUCUAACCCCCAAGCACUGAAGGCUUUCUACAGAACUAACUCUUCUAUUCUCUUCUAACCCCCAAGCACUGAAGGCUUUCUACAGAACUAACUCUUCUAUUCUCUUCUAACCCCCAAGCACUGAAGGCUUUCUACAGAACUAACUCUUCUAUUCUCUUCUAACCCCCAAGCACUGAAGGCUUUCUACAGAACUAACUCUUCUAUUCUCUUCUAACCCCCAAGCACUGACUGCUUUCUGAUUUUAUUUGGUCCUUCCAGAAGUAGGCCUACUCUAUACUGUUUUUAUCCUGUUCUGACCUGGCCAAGAUGUACUUCUUUUCUAGAUUUCUUUUUUCAUUUAAAAAAUGUAGGUUAUAUAUUAUUAAAUUGUUUUUGGUUAAUCCUGCCAGGGAGGGGUGGAGGGUGGAGAGGGGUGAGGGGUGGAACGAGAGUGAUGAGGAUAAAGGGAUGGAAGAAAGAGUAAAUAUUGUUCUUUGCCAAUUGUACAUGUUAGCAGAAAAUACAUAUAACAUAAAUGUCAAAUCAACUCAAACUGAAAAUGCAAAAAUGUUACUAUGGAUGAGAUGACAUUGUUUGUACAGUACAAGUGAUAAACUACAGGUGUUGAUAUGAGAUGAAAAGCAACAUGACUAUAUCACUGCCCCUUACCAAUGACUGAAAUUGUAAACAUACACACAUACACACUUGACCCAUUAACAGAAGUUAAUGAUGAUGAUGUCCCAGUCCUUUCACCUGUUGGAGUGGUUACUACAUUACAUUUAGACCCUAGACACAGUUUUGUGAUCACAUGUCUACAGGCAUACAUGUCCCAACUGUUUAUUCAAUGGUUUUACUCCUUCUUUGGCAAGUAAUUACUGCCUACGACAGCUACCACAGGUAAAGUUUGCAACAUGGGAGUGGUAGAUUUGAAUUUCUAAAUCAAACCAUUAAAGGUAAUUUCAUGUCUGUGCAAAAUAUUGAGAUCACCACCCUUUACGGGAUCUUGAACACUAUUGGUCCAUACCUCUUUUGAUAUAAUAUAUAUAAUAUAUAUAAUAUAAUAUAUAUUAUUAUAUAUUAUAUUAUAUAUUAUGAUAUGUGAUGUCAUACUGAACUAAACUGUCAAUCAAAGACCCAUAUGAUGUUUUUUAGUUUCCAAUCUGUUCAGUACCAUACAUACACCACAUGUAUCAUGUCUGAUAUUGGAAAACUUAUUUCAAUUGAUUAAAAGUCCAAUGCAGCCGUUUUUAUCUCAAUAUCAAAUAAAUUAUGGGUAACAAUUAAAUAGCUAACUGUAAUUGUUUUCAAUAAAAAAUUGUCAACAAGAAACAAAAAUGUAUUAUUAGCAAAAGUAAUUUCUCAAGCAAGAAUUUUGCUAGGACCUUCUGGGAGUGGGAAGGGGAAAACUGACAAGCUGUUAUUGGCAGAGAGUUUUGGAACUCUUUCUUAUUGGUCUAUUAACAAAUUUAACACCUGGUGAUGUCACCAGGCAGACCAAAACUCCAUCCCACUAAAAACGGCUCUUUAGUGCUGAGCAAUAAACCAAGAUUUUAUUUUUGGUUAUUAAACAACUGAUUGACCAACGUGGUUUCAAUUGCUUGAUUUGUAUUUAGUAAAUUAUUUUGUGAACCCAACGUGCCGUUUCUCUAGAGAGAAACCUGAGAAAUCAAGUCAAGAGCUAUGUGGGACGUUGGGCUGAAGGGAGUUGUAGUUUUCAUUAAGCAAAUAUUCGACCUAGUUCAGCGCAGAAAUGUGGUAAUUAACUACAAUAACCACAAUCUAUUGCGCCAGUUUGCCCGGCUCGAGACGGAUCAGAGGAAGGGGCGAAGCGAGAGGUUUCACUCACCAAAAUCUGUCCAAAAUAAACCCAAUGCGUUUCGAUGGGAUUAUUUUGGAUUUGUAUAAAUAAAGGUUCAUAUUUUUAUUUUUAAAACAUUUACAUUUAAGUCAUUUAGCAGACGCUCUUAUCCAGAGCGACUUACAAAAAGCUUGUUGCCUGCCUUCCCGCCUUUGGGACAACGACUCCCAUUGUUUGGGCAUAGACAUGAGCAUCUCGUCAUUGUAUACAGAUCUCUGAACGGAUACACUUUUACGCCUGCUAUGUUAGAUUAGAUACACACAGAACGCAUAAAACCGCAUGAGAGAGGAAUGUGCAUAACAUAACAACGAGAGGGUCAGGGACAGUUUGUGAAAGUAUAGCUUACUUUUAAGAACUAAUAAAAUGAUUUUGUCAGACAGCUCUGCAGCAUACUAUACUUAGGCAGGCUAGCUAAAUAGGAUGACUACAGACAGUACAGUAUGGGGAGCACAUAACGUUAGAUGGCCUGGCUGGCUGACUGCUACUGCCUGAACUGAGAUGAUUACUUUAAGGAAUGAAAAAUAAUAAAGUCAUUCAAAUAAAAAACUAAGUAAUAUACACAACUGAAUAUUUUAUUAUGUCAUAGUAAUUUCCUAUUAUUCUGAUGUUUGAUGUGGAUCUGACAGAGACAAUGGAAUAUGUUCAAUGCUUUGGCAAUUGAAUGUUCACUAUUUUUGGUUUUAGAAUUUCCAUUAAAAAGCUCUAAGUCAUUAUUUCAUAAUACAUUUCAUGUUUUAAAAAAUAAUGGAAACCGAAAUCAAAAACCGUGAUAAUUUUUUUAUAAUGGAAACCGAACCAACCUCAAAAAGCACUAAUCACUCAGCACUACAGCUGUUUCACUAAAAGGGCAUUACCAUCAUUUUCACAAUUUCACAGUAUUAUUCCAACCUCAUAGUGUGGAAAUAUAAAUAAAAGACAGAAAGAUGUAGUUUUUGACUGCACUGGGCCUUGAAUCAUGUUAAAGUGAAGAAUCACAUUAUAAAGUGUCAACAAGUACAACUUGGUUUCUAUAGAGAAGAUUGUUAUUGAUGUGGGAGUCCUGUGCCUUUUGAAUUGGUUAGCCAUGUUUCAUUGUUGAAUAUGUGAAAUGCAUCAUUGUGUAAAUUGCCAUUGUAUUAUACAAAGCUGUCUGUUAUUGAAUAGACUGUGUGCACUUUUAGUACAGUAACACUACUGAGUAAAAAAACACUUGUGAUAAAUGAACAGUAUUUUGAGAAUUAUCUCCUAAAAAAGACAACAAUGCUAGACAUGUAUUUGUAUUUUGUCGUGAACCACUUUAACAGUUUUUGUUCAUCAACUUGUGUUUGCAUUUUGUUGUAAAUGUGUGUCUGAUGUAAAGGCAAAACAUUGAAACGAAGAUGAUGGGGAUGAUGAUGGUGGUGAUGAUGAUGGUGGUGUUGAUGAUGGUGAUGGUGAUGAUCGUAGUAGAGUAGUGUAAAGGUAAUCUGCUUGUAAUUAAUAAAUGUGGCUAUAAUUGUACAUUGCUAAAGUGAGCACUUUUUUUGUGUUGAUUUGUAGUUGCUAUGAUAGAUGUUAUUUCCUCCAAUGCAGUUUCACUUCCUCCACUUUCCCUGUCCCCUUACUGUGCUCAAAUCAGUGGUCCUCUGAUUGCAAACACAAGUGACUACCUGCUUGACAACGUGCAAACCAGUUGCGCCUCUGAAAAUAAUCUGAUUCAAGUGGCGCUAUUGGUGACAUUUCACGCUGUGGGGUGAGUUUACCCGGUAUGAUCUGCCUCUGUUACACAGAGUUAUUCACAUCCAGCCCACAGUCCUGGAUUAUGGUGGGGUAUGGGAUGUAUUUUUUAAUGGUUUCUAUGCAAUACUGUGAUGAUGAGGACUCGUGUGCCUCUUCACAUUUGAUAAAAUAAUCAUGUGUUCACGACAAAGGCCUUACUCUUCAUUUACAGAGGGGUGUUGAUUCAUAGUAAUCCUCAUAUUCAAUACAUCAAGUUUACAGGAAAAAGACAGGGACAACAGUAAACCUACUUCACUCAAUACACUGACGCAUAGCCGUUCAUUUAUUUGCAAAUGUUUUGUCAAAACCUUUUUGCCCGCGUUGGCACUGCAGACAGAUAUAACAGUCCACUAAUACAGGACUA